Molecule: messenger RNA, 986 nt
Organism: Panicum hallii
Lineage: Eukaryota; Viridiplantae; Streptophyta; Magnoliopsida; Poales; Poaceae
Product: bZIP transcription factor 2-like
Exons: 1
Coding region: 109-762 (217 amino acids)
Biological process (GO): regulation of DNA-templated transcription
Molecular function (GO): DNA-binding transcription factor activity
Source: RefSeq, a predicted model, not a curated record
CAAACCAAGCUCACUCAUCUAACCAAGCCACAGCUUGACAGCUAGCUACCUAGCCUCUAUCAUUCACAAGCAUUAGCCAAGAAGAAGAUCGAGAGCAAGACGAGCAAGAUGUACCACCAUUUCCAUGGCGAGGUGGCUAGCCUCCGCCUCCUCUCCCCACCGAACGCUUCCUUCGCCGCGCACCACCACAUGAACAUGGCCUUGCCGCCUCAGGCCUACUUCCCGCCGUCCUUCGAGCCGGCCUCGGCUUUCCAAGACGCUGCUUCUCUACUCGCCGGCGACGUGGCCAGUUUUGAGCUCGACACCGUCUUCCGGGAAGCGGCUCACCUCGCCGGCCGCAAUGGCUCGCCCAGCUCGGGCUCGGGCUCAGACGGCGCGGCGGGCAGCGGCUACCCGAUGAACACGGUGGCGGUGGCGGCCGAGGAGGAGCGCCGGCGUCGCCGGAUGGUGUCGAACCGGGAGUCGGCGCGGCGGUCGCGCAUGCGGAAGCAGCGGCAGCUCAGCGAGCUGUGGGCGCAGGUCUCGCACCUCCGCGGCGCCAACCGCCGCCUCCUCGACGAGCUCAACCGCGCGCUUCGGGGCUGCGCCGACGCUCGCCGCGAGAGCGCGCGGCUCAGGAACGAGAAGGCCGAGCUGGCCAAGAAGCUCGAGCAGCUGCUGCAGUCGGCCACGGCCACGGAGAAGGGCGCCGCCGCCGCCUCGAGCGAUCGCAGCUGCUCAUCGGAACCAUGCAACAACACCAGCGCCGAUACCUCUGAAUGAUCGACGACAUUAUCCGACCCAAUUUUUACCAGAGAGGAUAACAUAAUUGGAGUAUAUCAAUAAGAACAUGUGUGAUUAAGCAAGGGUAAUUUAACGAGACGGAGGCAUGCAUGCAUGCACCUUCAAUGAAUUCAAUAUUUCUAGGAGAUUUUUUUUGCUGUUAAUAAGGAGAUGCUUUAGUAUUUACCUAUGGAUAAGUUAACGUGGAUCAGAUAUUCACAUAA